Molecule: messenger RNA, 2198 nt
Organism: Cherax quadricarinatus
Lineage: Eukaryota; Metazoa; Arthropoda; Malacostraca; Decapoda; Parastacidae
Source: RefSeq, a predicted model, not a curated record
AGGCUCGGUCACUCAGUUGCCCGCCACCCGUCGUAGGGAACGUGCGCAGUCGUUCCUCUCGCGGCUCACACCGCGACGUUGGUUCGACUUUGUUGCCUUCUUCAGCCUAUUCUGUCGCCAGAGGAGAGAAUAGUAUCGGAAAAAAGGGCAUUUUAUAUAUUUAGUGUUACGAUACUUUUAAGAGUUUAAAGAAUACGUAAUCGUACUAUAAGAAAUUGGUAAGCGUGUGCAAGAGAUACCUGGGCAGUUUUUAUCGUGUUCACAUGACGUUGGUUCAUGAACAUAUAAACUAUUGUCCAGGUAACUUCUUCAUCAGUAUAACCGAUAAGACGAGGGUUGUGAUAAGAUAAGAAGAUAAUAGAAGCAAGUUAGUAAGUGCGGGUUGGGACCGUCAGUGUAGCAGUGAGACUCACCGCCAUCACCACCAUCACCUCCAACACAAGGUCAAGAUCACCACCUGCCUCCACCGCUGACGCCGCUUGUCUCCCUCACUGCUGCCAACAACACCACCCACGCCUCACGCCCACACCUCACGCCCACCUCUUCACUCCACUUUUCGCUUGAGGAAAGCCGAGUGAAAGGAAGAGUGUGAAGUCGAGGUGACCCGGUAACCUGGGUGACCUGACCCACAUACUGCGCUGACCCAUUCACCCAUGGGCUGAGUAGUACACACCACGUUCCCGGCCAUUCAUAGUGGAGUGCCAGUGAUGAAUGACCGCCCCUCCAUCUGAAGAUGGCACUUAUACGGCUAGUGUCUACCUAUACUCUAAGACGCCCCUACAUUUAAUAGCCUUCAUUUGUAUCGUCCAUUGACCCACGUCAGGAUUAUUUUUGUCUUGCAGAGAUAUCGGACUGCUGUGGCUAUCAUACUGCAGAGAUAUCAGAAUUGUGGCUAACAGACAACAGUGGCUAUCAGACGCGCUGACAGUCAGUCGAUUAGUGACACUGCCUAAAAGUUCCACGUAUGGCCAAGGUGUUGGCGACGAGUCGUGUCGGUGGAAUGUUCGUGUUGGGGUCGGGGGUAGCGACUCUCAACCUCUCAGCCAUGGGCGACGAAAGUUGCUCCGAGGUCUCCAGCUCGUCCCCCCUAACUAGCCCGGGGGCGCUGUCUCCCCCUGCUCUCGUCAGCGUGGGCAUGAGUCCCCCGACCUCCCUCGCCUCCUCUGACAUCGGCGAGGUCGAUCUCGACUUCUGGGACCUGGACCUCAACUCGCACAGUCCCCCUCAUGGCAUGGCAGCUGCGGCCUCCACCACGGCCUCCCUCCUGGUGAAUCCAAGAAACCUCGCUGCCCUCUCUGACACCUCUUCCCUCUCAGGUCGAGAUGACAUGUCCCCCUCCUCCCUCACCAACUAUGGCUCCGACUCUUACAACGACCUUAAGAAAAAGAAAGGCCCCAUACCCCGCCAAGCGGAAGAACUCUGUUUGGUGUGUGGGGACAGGGCGUCAGGUUAUCAUUACAACGCACUAACUUGUGAAGGAUGCAAAGGUAAGAAGAAUCUUAUUUACGCUCUAUUAGAUUUUUAUAUAUGGAGAAGUGAGAAUUUUUCCCCCCAUCAAAGUCUCAGUCAUAUGAUAAUCUGCUCCGUGAAUCUUUAGGUCAUUAGACUCUUAGUGGUAGCGCCAUAGGAUUACAGCAAAGAACCCGGAUUUUAUCGUGGGUCUAGUAGACAUGAAAUUGAGUGAAUCGUGGGAAGCUGGAUCCUCCUCCCGGGGAGUGACAGCCGAUGACCUCCCCAGAACGGAGUGGUUGAUGGUGGAGAACGUGGGCAUGUUUAUUUACACCUUUAGCCCUUUUUCACUCAACUGUAUAUAGGCAUCUGGGAUGACGGGUGAUAGUCUAUCAAAUCAAAUCAAAUCAAAGUUUAUUCUCUAUAAGGAUUACAAUGCGGGGUUUACAGAUUUUGGCUAUUGUGUGGGUUACAUGUAAUAAAAUACUAAUUACAGAGGGGGCCACUAGAACACCUAGCAAGGGCUAGGCCUUUCGGGCAAACUUAGAUUAAUUCUUAACCCUAAAUUAUUUCAAAUUGUGGAGUAAAUUGACUAAAUACUAGUUUGUGAGUUUCGCUAUGUGAAUGCUUUUGUUUUGGCACAAUACAUAGUUUCUAUAUUGGAGUAUCACAGGCAAACUUGUGACUAGUUAGGAAUCAUUAUUUUAAGAUUAAGAUACGUAUUUCUGUGCUUAUAGUCAAAUGGGUGA